AUGGCAAGAAGGAAUACAUAUGUCUGUGAAAGAACCACAGAUCGAUACACAGCGUUGCAGAACGGAAAAGACAGCAGCCUUACAGAGAUGUCCGCGAGCAGCAUGUCCUCUGCGGGCUCCGCCGUGGCCUCUGCUGUGCCCUCAGCACGACCCCGGCACCAGAAGUCCAUGUCUGCUUCCGGCCAUCCUAUUAAAGUCACACUGCCGACCAUUAAAGACAGCUCGGAAACUUACAGGCCCGGCACAACCCAGCGCGUGCCCGCUGCGUCGCCGUCUACUCACAGUAUUAGCGCCUCGACCCCCGACCGCACCCGCUUCCCCCGCGGCAGCUCCAGCCGCAGCACCUUCCACGGGGAGCAGCUCCGCGAGCGCCGCAGCGCCGCCUACAAUGGGCCGCCCGCCUCCCCGUCCCACGAGCCGGGGGCCUUCACGCACGCCAGGAGGGGCACGUCCACUGGUAUAAUAAGCAAAAUAACGUCCAAAUUCGUCCGCAGGGAUCCAAGUGAAGGCGAAGCCAGUGGUAGAGCCGACACCUCAAGAAGUACAACAGGGGAACCAAAAGAAAGAGAAAAGGAGGAGGGUAAAGAUUCUAAGCCACGUUCUCUGCGGUUCACGUGGAGCAUGAAGACCACUAGUUCAAUGGACCCCAAUGACAUGAUGAGAGAAAUCCGCAAAGUGUUAGAUGCAAAUAACUGUGAUUAUGAACAGAAAGAGAGGUUUUUGCUUUUCUGCGUCCAUGGUGAUGCCAGGCAGGAUAGCCUUGUGCAGUGGGAAAUGGAAGUCUGCAAGUUGCCACGACUGUCCCUCAAUGGGGUCCGCUUCAAGCGAAUAUCCGGGACGUCCAUCGCCUUUAAAAACAUUGCAUCUAAAGUAGCAAAUGAGCUGAAGCUGUAA
Rangifer tarandus platyrhynchus (Svalbard reindeer) is the source of this 894-nucleotide messenger RNA. The record is from the annotation of a GenBank genome assembly. NCBI's taxonomy places the organism in Eukaryota, Metazoa, Chordata, Mammalia, Artiodactyla, Cervidae.